AGGGGGAACCAGCUUCAAUCCUCUCAGUCUCUGUCUGUCUGUCUGUCUGAGAGGCUGGUCAAAGUUCACAGUCGGGUCCUCUGAUUGGCUGACAGGGCUGAGGGAGGCUGUGACGGACAGCAGGUGUUUACAUAUAGAGCUUCUCUGCAGCCCGACUCUCCAUCUGCUCCAACAACACAUCCUCCACCUCUGCAGCACAGUGGUGCAGAUUAUCUUUGCACCAGUAGAGGACGCCAAAGUACCGACCAUGUCUACAGACACAGCCGACUCUCUGCCCUCCAUCUGCGCCAGCAUGAGUCCUAAAAAUGUCGUUUUCAAGAAGAUCUGCAAAGACAAGUCGGUUGGAGUCUACAUGGGGAGAAGAGACUUCAUUGACCACGUCGACUCAGUGGACCCAGUUGACGGCGUCGUCAUCAUUGAUCACGAGGCUCUGCAGGGGAGAAAAGUGUUCGUCACCCUGUCUUGCACCUUCCGGUACGGCAGGGAUGACAUGGACGUGAUCGGCAUCGCCUUCCGCAGGGAGCUGUACCUGUCGACCCGCCAGGUGUACCCGCCUCUGCAGGAUCGCGAGAGGUCGAUCCACACCAAGAUACAGGCCAGACUGCUGCGCAAGCUGGGAGACAACGCCCACCCGUUCUUCUUUGAGUUUCCUGAUAACCUGCCUUGCUCAGUGGCCCUCCAGCCAGCACCUAAUGACGUUGGCAAGCAAUGUCUUGUGGAGUUUGAGAUAAAAGUGUUCAGCGCCGAGAGCCAAGACGCCAAAAUCAAAAAACGGAGCUCCGUGAAGCUGAUGAUCAGGAAGGUCCAGUACGCUCCAGAGAGCCAGGGAGUGCCGCCCUCUGUGGAAACCACCAAAGUCAUGUCGGACAAACCGCUUCAUGUCAAGGCCAGUCUGGACAAAGAGCUCUACUACCACGGCGAGGUCAUCCACGUCGACGUCUGUGUCGCAAACGAAACCCACAAACACGUGAAGAACAUCAUCCUCUCAGUGGAUCAGAUUGCCAAUGUGGUGUUGUACUCCAACGACAGCUACUCCAAAUCCGUGGCCAUCGAGGAGGCUGGGGAUUCAGUGUCUCCUGGGGCGACGCUGCACAAAGUCUACAAGCUGCUGCCUGUGCUGGCCAACAACUUGGAGAGGCGUGGCAUCGUUUUGGACGGUAAACUGAAGCACGAAGACACCAACCUGGCAUCCUCAAGCAUCAUCAAGGAGGGCGUGCUGAAGGAAGUUCUGGGGAUAAUGGUGUCAUACAAAGUCAUGGUGAAGGUCAUCAUUGGAGGGAUGAUGGGAUCCAGUGAGGUCGGCCUGGAAAUUCCCUUCAAACUGAUGCAUCCUAAACCUGAAGCAGAGAAGGAGAGUGAGACGGAGGACGAGAUGGAGUUCCAAGAGUUCAAGCGCUCCAACGUAGGCGGGAUGAAGGACGAUGAGGAAGAAGAUGGAAACGUGUCGGGCGGUGAAGACAUGGCGCCCAAAGAGAAAUAGAGGAGAGAGUCACAGGCGGCCGAGCCUCAGAGAUUGUGCUAGACAAAAGAUGAGACUCGUUCAAAGGACCAUGUCUGUGAUUUUGCAUGUUUUAGCAGAAAGCUCGUAUGUAGAGAUCAUCAUCAGGUCUUUUGUACAGUAGCACUCGUGACACACAAUACACUAUAUGGACAAAAGUAUUGAGACGCCUGACCAUUACACCAACAGGGACAUGUAUUCAAAUACAUAUACUUUAAUAUGGAGUUGGCCCCCCUCCAUGUGUCCGUUCAUUCUGUAGAGCGUUUAUGAGGUCAGGCAGGCUCUAUGCAGGCCGGUCUUCAAACCAUGUCCUUAUGGACCUUUGCUGUGUGCACUGGGGCACAGUCAUGUUGGAACACAACAGGGCCUUCCCCAAACAACAAGACAAGAGAGGCGUGGCCAAAUACUUUUGUCCAUGUAGUGUAUCUGACUUUGAAUUAAAGGAUGUCGUCACUGCCUGGUCCAAACUGGAGGUAAAGACUCUUCUAACUCUGGUUUGGUCCACUUUGUUCACCGGCUGGUUUUUGGACAGCCAUCCGUUUAUUCUUAGAGGGUUCUGAAUGACAGCAGACAUUUAAAUAUUAAUUUCUUAAUCUCAGAAGACACUUUACAUAUCUGCCAUGACAUAAAUUUGAUCAUUUAUUUGGCCAUAUAAUCUGCAGGUCUCACUGUUACGUUGUAACAUUUGCUCGCUAACAUACAAAGCCACGUGUGGUCCUUUAACAGAGUAAGUGACGAAUCCUUGUAACUAUUUUUAUGCUUUUUCAGUCACAGCUAAUCGCUAAAAUGAUUCAUUUAGAUGAAUCGAUGAAUUUAGAUCUGAAGUAAAAACACCCAUCCGUUCAUUGUUUCAUGUAUUUCAGUCUUUGGACAUCACGGUGAGCUUUCAUGAAUCAUUUGGGAUCGACAGUUUCUCUGGUGGAAAUGAUCAGACUGUCGUGUCGCUCGCUGUAAAAGUUCAGAUUGUAGCAGUUUGUUGAACUGUGUGGAAAUAAAACGCUGAUUGAUCCGUAAGCUGCUCUCUCUCUCUCUGUGGCUUCACAAAGAGCCACAUACACCGUGCUCAUCACUAAAAAUAUUACAGUAACGUCAUAACUGAAAAUCAACAAAUAAAUGUAAAACAUGUUUUGUUCUUUAAAGGUGAAAUCAGGAUGUUAUGAUGUGUUAUAAUCCAGCAAAUUAUCCAACAAAUGCUCAUGAAAAUAUUCUA
Larimichthys crocea (large yellow croaker) is the source of this 2708-nucleotide messenger RNA. It is a transcript of the gene saga, whose product is annotated as S-antigen; retina and pineal gland (arrestin) a. Lineage: Eukaryota; Metazoa; Chordata; Actinopteri; Sciaenidae. The coding region runs from base 248 to 1480 and encodes 410 amino acids. Gene Ontology annotation, molecular function: G protein-coupled receptor binding. Gene Ontology annotation, cellular component: photoreceptor outer segment; photoreceptor inner segment. The transcript is spliced from 17 exons. The record is from RefSeq and is a predicted model, not a curated record. Gene Ontology annotation, biological process: G protein-coupled receptor internalization; signal transduction.